This is a messenger RNA of Parnassius mnemosyne (clouded apollo), 3162 nucleotides long. The record is from the annotation of a GenBank genome assembly. Lineage: Eukaryota; Metazoa; Arthropoda; Insecta; Lepidoptera; Papilionidae.
AUGGCUAACAGUAGCGCUGUGUCUUCGACUUUACCAUCAAGAGAAUAUCAUUGCAAAGUUUGCGAUCUAUAUUUGGACACUGUCGAUUCUUUAGAGGUACACUUGCAAUAUCAUAAAGAAAACUUAUAUGUGAAAUGGGGUACGCAAAAUUCUCAGAAUGAUACGGACAAUAAUAACGGCACUAAACUGAAAAGUGAGACAACAGUAUCUGCGCCAGCCGACUCCAGUGACAAUAUGAUUACUAAACCAAGUCCUGAGUUCCAGCAGCGAGCGACGCCGGAAACUUCAACGCAGUUUCAACAUCCAGCAACACCGCAAAGUUAUCACAGUGCUCCUUCACCAUACCAGAAUCCAGAUCAAACCAACUUCUCGCCUGGGACACAAUUUGGUAAUAAUUACGCUCAUACUAAUUUUUCCCAAAAUCAACAUUCAGAACAAAUAUCAUGGGAACAGUCACAAUAUAAUCAAGAAUACCACAAACCGAGUCGCUUUCAUCCUUAUAAUAUGCAAGAAAGAGUUGCACAAGUUUCAUCUUCAAGUCCAUUAUACGGACAGCCUUUAAACCAACCUACGCCGUCACCUUCACCUAAUCAGUGCGAUAAAUGCGGUUUUGUGUGUGAUUCCGCCGUCCAACUUAAUGAACACUGUAGUUCAGCUCACGCAAGUUCAAGUUCUGCUCCGAUAUCAGGGUCUCUUCCAUUUCAACAAUUUCCUAUAAAACAGUUUAAUAAUUCAGGAUAUCCAAAUGAAAAUGUUAAAGUAAAAGAAGAACAUGAAGAGUCAUCUGAUAUUUUAGACUUAGACUCUCAAAAAGUAGUUUAUCAAGGAAAUGAAGGUGAACAACCGAACGCAGCAUACGAUGAAGUCGCAUCUCAAGGAAGGGAGGUCAACACUCGUACGGUUCCAAUGAUGCCAUGGGAAACUCAGAAACUAUAUAACAAUCCACAGAUAAAUGGUGAUGUAUCACUUUUUAAAGAUCAAAAAAUGUUUGCAGAGCAAAAAGCUUAUGCGGCCGAUACAAAGAUGUUCCAUCCCGAUCAAAAGUUUCCUUAUGUUCAAGAUAAAUUUCUCAGCGUUCAUCACGAUCAAAAACCAUUUUUGCACGUUGAACAAAAAAUAUAUCCCGGUGUACAAAUACCACCUUUACCUGAAUAUCCAGGACAAGUUGCCUCAUCUAACUCAGACAUGAAACCGCCUUACCGUCCAUAUGAUUCACCCACUGUACCACAAAUUACAAGCACACAGCCAACCAAUCCUACCUCUUCCGCAUUACCCUCUAUUGGAGGAAAGGGUGCUAAUUGGAAGUCAAACGAAGCGAGAAGGCCAAAAACUUAUAAUUGCACAGCAUGUAACAAAUGGUUUACAAGUUCUGGACACCUUAAAAGGCAUUACAAUACAACGCUUCAUAAAAAUGCCGUUAGAUCAUCUGGUCAACCAGACCCAGCUACAAUGCCAAUUUCAAGCCAUCAUCAUCCUAGUCGUGAUGCACUUCAAGCACGAGCACAACAGCAGAGUGCCGACUCGAAUACACAAAGCCCAGUUCCUUCCGACGACAGCCGCAGCGUCGACGAAGCAGUGUUACAAUCGCCGUAUGCAUCACAAAACUUCGAGCGCAGUCACCGUGUUGCAACAAUGCAAUCUAAGUCACCGUAUACACAUCUUCAACAGGGUAAUUUAGAUAAUAAUUUCAGUAAUAAUCCAUUAGCUAAUCAUCCAUUACAGCAUCAGGUUGGGUCACAUCCCAUUAAUAUGGGAAAUCAGCCGCCAGGUAUAGGUAAUCCAAAUGAUAAUAAUCAUCCAGGGUCAAAAAGUGUCCCUAUAUCUUCAUCGGGGAAUCCCCCAAACGGGGAAGCAGGUCCCUCUGUUUCUCAAAAUCACCAUAUGAGGGGCCUGCUAUCAGUGUCAACCAGCAAUAUUUCAACUCCAGUACUAACACAGAGUACACCGGGGCUUACAGCCCACACGUUGCCACCGUUCAGUCAUUUGGGUGUCAACCCGUACAGCCCGAGGUCUACGGAUCCUUUGGGUCCUUCAGUGCCGGAUCCCACCCACACCCCCUUAUAUUUGGGUCAGAAUUUUCAGCAGACUAUAGCACCGAGUUACCCAAACGGGAUGGCCCCCCACGUUAUGGAUAUGGCUAUCAACAAUCUGCCUAUAGCCAAUCCGGCUACUUUUGGUGAAACCACACCUGAAGAAGCCGAAGUUAUGGAACAAGAAACGUUGAAAACACCUGCGGGUGGACGCUUGCCAAGUUUUGCGCAACUGCAGACUCAGAGUUUCAGCGUUUAUGUUUCUAACUAUGUCACACAGCCUAACGUGGGGGGUCAAGUUGUUUCUGAUGAGUCGGCCGCUGGUUAUAUCAUCGUAGAUCCGGUCCACUCGCCGAUACAGUAUAACAACAUUGACAUUUGUGGACAAAGCAUGGAAUUUGAUUAUAGCUUUUCACCAAGGACAGUAAAAGAAAACAUGCUUGGCUACAGUCCAGAAAAUAUUAAGGUUUACCCUUACGGCUACGUGGUAGGUGGGAAAACGAUAAAGCGGGAGGACGACGUUCUACGAACUGAUGCUAGUGAACUUCAAAUUUUAAAAAUAGAGGACAUUAUGGAUUAUGCUAAUAAAGAAAACUAUGGCGCACAAAUGAAAUCGCCUGCAAGUCCGGAGAGUGCAAAGGCUGAGAACGAAAGUCAAGGGUCACCCUCUAUAUCUUCAACGGUGACGAGUACACCGCUCACCGAGCGGAAUCAGUUGAAGAAAACCGCACCGACCACCGUGCAUAAAUGCUACGAAUGUGAUAAGUUAUUUAACAAGGCGUGUUAUCUCACACAACACAAUAAAACUUUUCACUCGGGCGCUAAGCCGUUUAAGUGUGAUCGGUGUGGCAAACGCUUCUCUGAUGAUGUUUCGUACGAGGGUCAUUACAUGAAACAUGCAGACAAUAAGCCGUUUAAAUGUAAUGAGUGCCCGAAGUCUUUUAACCACAAGACAGAUUUGCGUCGACAUAUGUGUUUGCAUUCUGGCUGUAAACCUUUCGCCUGUGACCAUUGCGGUAAAGGAUUCAUAAGGAAAGAUCACAUGGUAAAACAUGUCGAUAUUCACAUUAAAAAAAAUCUCAGGUCAUCGUCAUCAUCAGUGUCGUCAACGUCGCCCUCCUCCACGUCGUGA